CCGGUACGAUCGGCUACGGGAUUUCACCUCAGAUAAUAAGAUGAGUAUAAAUAGUCCAGUCUGGAUACUUGAAUGCACAGUUCCUUACCUUACCUUGUGAGAAGAACUACCUAACUUCUUAAACAAAUCAAAAUGCAGUCCGCUAUCCUACUCUGCUUCGCUGCUCUAGUAGCUUGCACCUACGCCAAGGUGUUCAUACCACCCGGUUAUCUGGAAACCCACCCAGAUUUCAACCCGUACUCUAAGUCAGUACGCCGACCAAGGGAUCUGACAUGGCAUCGCAACGCUGGAAGAGGCCAGAUCUUUGGUACUUUGGGAAGCACUGAUGAUUCUGUAUUUGGCCGAGGUGGCUACAAGCAGGACAUCUUCAACGAUCACCGUGGCCAUCUCCAGGGUCAGGCCUACGGCUCCCGAGUGCUCGGCGCUAACGGAGACAGCAGCAACCUGGGCGGUCAGCUGCACUGGUCCAAUGACAACGCCAGAGCUGCCCUGGAUGUCCACAAGCAGAUUGGGGGUGGAAGUGGUAUGUCUCUAAAUGGUGAUGGAGUAUGGAAACUGGAUAAGAACACCAGAUUCGUCACUGGAGGCAGUCUGCAGAAGCAAUUUGGACACCACAGACCUGACGUCCAAGUCCACGGUGCUAUUGAACAUGACUUCUGAAGUCUCUAGUCAUCUUCAUAUCAUUUGUAAAUAUUGACAUCAAUUUUGAAACAUUUUACACUACAUACC
Messenger RNA from Spodoptera frugiperda (fall armyworm), 729 nucleotides. RefSeq names its product gloverin-like (gene glv1). NCBI's taxonomy places the organism in Eukaryota, Metazoa, Arthropoda, Insecta, Lepidoptera, Noctuidae. The record is from RefSeq and is a predicted model, not a curated record. The coding region runs from base 133 to 660 and encodes 175 amino acids. The transcript is spliced from 4 exons.